Molecule: messenger RNA, 2638 nt
Organism: Lingula anatina
Lineage: Eukaryota; Metazoa; Brachiopoda; Lingulata; Lingulida; Lingulidae
Product: caspase-7
Biological process (GO): proteolysis; apoptotic process; positive regulation of neuron apoptotic process
Cellular component (GO): cytoplasm
Molecular function (GO): cysteine-type endopeptidase activity
Source: RefSeq, a predicted model, not a curated record
UAUGGACGACAGUUCCUGGUGACAGCAGCGUACCGGUUAAUUUUCUGUUGUAUCUCGUUGGCGUCAUUAUUUUAUAGCGGACAGAGUGCCAAUUACCAUAGAGAAGCAACCUAAGGUUUUGUCAUUAACUAAAAAAGGGCAAAUGUCACACUUGGUCAGGGAGUUUUACAUGAAGGACGAGAAAGGACUCCUUAAUUGGGUCACCUGUCAAUGGCCCUUCAGUGUCCCCAGCCUGACCUUAGCCUAGGGCUUUUCUACUGCUGAGUGGCACCUUUGAUGUGAACAACACGAGAUGGCGUCUUCCGCGGGAAUCCACAGUUUAUUAGCGAUACGGCUUAAGAAAGAAAUAACUGAAGAUCAGUUAGAGCUGAUAAAGCAUCGCUUUACCAGCAAAAUUGGAGCCGGAAGAAUAGAGAAUAUGGACACAUUAGAUCUUCUAAAUGAACUUAACAAUCGAAUGAUAAUAUCUAAAGGAAAAUACAACAAACUCAGGCAGGUUUUCAAAGAGGUUGGUCUUGAGAAAUUAAAUAGACACCUGGAUAAGGCAGAACAGAGGAUACAAAAUAUAAAAAGUGGCAAAGCCAAUGGCAAAAACGAGGUCAAGGAAGAUCUGUCCAGCUCCGAGUCUGAUGAGGGUGCAUGUGGGGGGUCAGAGGAACAGACUGAAGAAAGUUGGAGCGGUGAUGAAAUUCUCAGAGUUGCUCCAGAGGCAGGCAGGCCACAGCAAGUUGGUUCCAGUGGAGACCACGAUAUGGAGUAUCCCAUGACUUAUGAAAAUAGAGGCCUUGCCGUCAUUUUCAACAACUGCAACUUUGCGUCUCAUACAGGUAUGGCAGAGAGACGCGGCACGGACCAGGACGCAAAUGGGAUUGAGAACAGACUUCGUGCACUGGGAUUUGACGUGAAUCGCUUUGACAAUGUGACUUGUUCUAGGAUGUCGAUGACUAUGGCCGAAGUUGGACGCAGAAAUCACUCCCAAAAUGACUGUGUGGCUUUGGUAAUUUUGUCACAUGGUGAGGAGGGGAAAGUGUAUGGCACAGAUGGCAUUAUAGAGGUGGACCAGCUACUUGCCCCUCUCAAGGGUGACAGAUGCUUGACUUUAGCAGGGAAACCAAAGCUCAUUUUCAUUCAGGCUUGUCGAGGCACUAAACUUGACGGAGGUGUAGAGGUCGCUGAUGCAGAAAUGUGGGAAGACGAACCAGACGGUAGGACCCAUGUGCACAGAAUUCCUGCCGAGGCAGACUUCCUCAUUGCUUACUCUGUGGUGCCAGGCUUCUUUUCCUGGCGUAACUCGAUGAACGGAUCUUGGUUCAUGCAGGCACUCAUUCAGGUCCUGGGAGACUGCGGUCAACAGUUGGACAUCCUAAGCUUGAUGACCAUUGUUAACAAGAAGGUGGCAUACGAGUUUGAGUCCAAUGCAGCCUCCAAGGCAAUGAGCAAAAAGAAACAGGUCCUAUGCAUAACCUCCAUGUUAACCAAGCUGGUAUAUUUUAGGCCAAAACACUAAGAGAACCCAGGCCCUGGUAAAUGCCCAGGAUGGGAUAUUAACAGGACAGUAUUUCAACAUUUUUUAAUCAUUUUCAGGGUGCACAAUUGGCUUGGAAAAUUGGAAAGGUAUUUUGGAUUGGAAGAAAAAUCAGGAUUUCAACAUUAUUAUUAUUAUUAUUAUUAUACCUGUUAAACCUUGAAAAAAUUCCAGUUGGUGAAAGAUACUGAUGAUGACUCUUCUUUAAAAAUGUCAUGACAGUAUGAUGAACUUUUAAAGGAUAACCUUUUAAAAUGAUCUCAUAUGCUCUCAGAGAGUAUUUAAUAUUAAGCAAUCAGUGAAAAUGCAGGGUGGUCCCAUCAUAACAAUUAUAUGCAAGUACAGUGGAUAAGAUUUAGAACUCAUUUAUGGUCUUAAUAUUAUCAGUAAUCAUUUCCACAUUGUUCAUUUGUUGUGAUAAUCAAUGCAAUGAAAGAUAUUUGUCAAAUUUGAAGAGGCAAGACUGUUUCAGUCACAUUUAUAUGAGAAAGGCAAGUAAUAGAUCUGUUUAAGUUUUUGCCAUUCAGUAGAAAGAUUUACCCCACAGUGUAUUGAUUCUUUUAUUUUGUUGCUGUGCUUGGCAAGUAUACAGAAGUUGAAGAGGACAAUUUAACUAAAAUAUGCAGAGCACAGGGAUAAAGAAUGCUUGAGCAUGCUUCUUUUCACUUGUAAUACUGUUUUUGAUGGUAAAACGAAACUAUUUUAACAUUUAAAUAUUGUUUUUUGUUUUGAUGGAUGAGAAGGGGGUGCAUACUCACUGUGGACCCACCCCUGGGUUCCGCUAUUGCAAGGAAAAAGUAAAUUCAUUGUGACAAAGUACAGUAUUAUAUCACCAAAAAUAAUUGCACAGAGAGAAACAAACAACUUCCACCCAUACCCACACCCACAACUCAUUCCCAUACCCACAACUCCCACCCCUGUAGCAAAAUCUUGGAUGUGGCUUGUAAGGUUAUUCCAUAUGUACCACUUCGGUUAAGGUGCUCAAGGUGAAGGGGCGAUCCAACAUUUUAUACAUUUCAGAUCUGCUCUUGUCCUUAACUUGUUUAUAGUUUAUUUUUACAGUAACCAGGCUAAAAAAACAUUCCUUAAUUUCUUUGGUGUCACAAAAAAAAA